This is a messenger RNA of Stereum hirsutum FP-91666 SS1, 879 nucleotides long. RefSeq lists its product as uncharacterized. The transcript is spliced from 4 exons. NCBI's taxonomy places the organism in Eukaryota, Fungi, Basidiomycota, Agaricomycetes, Russulales, Stereaceae. The record is from RefSeq and is a predicted model, not a curated record. Bases 61 to 615 code for a protein of 184 amino acids.
CUCCGCCUUCUAGUCUCUGCGCUUUCUAAACCUUUGUACACAACCUUUCGUCAGUCCAAGAUGUUCUCCAAGAUAUCCUCCAUUACUUUCGGUCUCCUCGCCUUCGCCGUCACCUCCAGUCUCGCAGAUCAUUGGAUCACUGUCGUGAACAAUUGCGGUUCCACGGUCAACCCCACUGUCGUCGACACGUCCUGCACCUAUAGCGCCUCACGCUGCGGCCAGACAAGUACUUACGGUGGUCCUUGGAGUCAAACAAUCGGCGCCGGAGGUUCGGCCAUCUUCAAGCUUCCCAACAACUUUGUUGGUCGUAUUUUCGAUUCAUACAGCGGUGGAUGUGGUUCCGAUGGUUGGGACUGCAGCCUGUUGGAGUAUAACUUCGACAACGGAGACAGUGCGACAGAUCAAAGCUAUGAUCUCUCUAACAUCCAGGGCUUCACGCGUGGCCAGAUGGCUGUUCCCUAUCCCUCCAACACGGGAUGUCUGACCAAGACUUGCUUCACAUCCGGGUGUGAUGCCUCUCAAGCCUACCCAGUCGGUGACGAGGGCGACAAUGCUGCCAACACAAGUUGUGGGUCAGCCGAUCUCGGGAUUGCGCUUUACUACUGCGCUGCCUAAAGCCAUACGAGCAAGUAAAUUCAAGUUAACGGGUUCUAGGUGUUGAAGGGGAAUUCUUCGGACGAUCGGACGUUUACCAUAAUCGAAAACAAUAACGCUAGUAUUAAAGUAUUCAUGAGCCUACAAAUACUGUAACGAAGGAGCCUCGAAAAUGUAUUGGACGACACUGGCGAGGAAUCCAGUGUACUUAUCUCGUGGAGUCUGUACUGUGUGUGGCGGUGGCAAAAGUAUGAAAUGAGCGGGCCGUCUGCCGAGAUUAUUGGC